Molecule: messenger RNA, 1229 nt
Organism: Musca vetustissima
Lineage: Eukaryota; Metazoa; Arthropoda; Insecta; Diptera; Muscidae
Gene: Fkbp39
Product: 39 kDa FK506-binding nuclear protein
Exons: 1
Cellular component (GO): chromatin; nucleolus
Molecular function (GO): macrolide binding; peptidyl-prolyl cis-trans isomerase activity
Source: RefSeq, a predicted model, not a curated record
UUAGGUCUCAAUUUAAAACCAAAUCGCAAAUACUCGCAAACAACCGAGAAAUCUUUCCACAUUUCACAAGCUGCUUUAGAUUCCGAAUCGUCACAGGGUGGCCCCACACAAAUUUGGAUUAGCAGCGAAAAUCAACGGUUUUUGAUAUGCACAUUGCGCAAAGAGGUUUGCGAGCAAGUUAUGCUUGACUUGAACUUUGCUGCUGGCAAUGAAAUCUGCUUCCAAAGUGUUGGCAGUGGCAAUGUUGCCUUGUCGGGCUAUGUCAUCGAAGACGAUAUGGCUGAUGACUUCAUGAACGGCGAAGAAGAGGAGGAGGAAGAUGAGGAAGUCGACUCUGAUGAAGAGCAAGAUUUACGCGAAGCCCUCAAUGACUUGAAGUCCAAGAAGGCCCAAAAAGACAAGAAAGCCGAUAAAGGAAAAGCCAAAGCUAAGGCUGUAGCUGCUGAAGAAGAUGACGACGAUGAUGAUGAAGAUGAUAGUGAUUUCGAUGUGGAGAAUCCCGGUGACGAUGAUGAUGAUGACGCCGAGGAUGAUGAUGAACAAGAUGAAGACGACGAUGAUGAUGAGGACGAUGAUGACGAAGAGGAAGAUGAUGAGGAUGAUUCCGAUGAUGAGGAAGUCCAACAGCCCAAGGCAAAACAACCCAAAUUAGACAAACCUGAAAAACAACAAAAUGGUGUUGCCAAGCAAAAGGAACAACCUCAAGCCGAGAAAAAGUCCAAGAAAGAAAAGAAGGAACAAAAGAAAGAGCAACAACAACAACAGCAGCAACAACAAAAUAAACAAGAGAAACAACAAAAGACUGGCGUUGAACGUGCCCUUACUGGUGGUGUUAAAGUUGUGGACAUUCGUGUUGGCAAUGGACCCGAAGCCAAGCCCGGCAAACGUGCUCAAGUCUACUAUGAAGGUCGUUUACUGUCUAACAACAAAGUAUUCGAUAGCUUGAAGACAGGUGCUGGAUUCAAGUUCAGCUUGGGUCGCGGUGAAGUUAUCAAGGGCUGGGAUGUCGGUGUUGUUGGCAUGAAAGUUGGUGGUAAACGUCGCAUUACUUGUCCCCCACACAUGGCCUAUGGAGCACGUGGUUCUCCACCAACCAUCCCACCCAACAGCACAUUGGUGUUCGAAGUUGAACUUAAAGGCGUUAAUUAAAUAUAACAUAAGUAAUAAGUAAUUCCACUCAACAUUUUUACACAGAAGUAAACCACAACCUUAUCCAGUUUUUAGUUUAU